Molecule: messenger RNA, 4372 nt
Organism: Hyla sarda
Lineage: Eukaryota; Metazoa; Chordata; Amphibia; Anura; Hylidae
Product: oocyte zinc finger protein XlCOF22-like
Exons: 7
Coding region: 540-2615 (691 amino acids)
Biological process (GO): regulation of DNA-templated transcription
Cellular component (GO): nucleus
Source: RefSeq, a predicted model, not a curated record
UGACCCAUGCAUUGUACUGACAAUAAAACCUUACAAGGGUUAAUCGCACCCCCUCCCCUAUAUAGAGGCCGAUCCCCUCAUCCUGUGAUUUCUCCUUUGGGGAUUAUUUUUAUGUAUUUUUGUGUUUUUUACUUUAAUAUUAUUUUAUCUUUGCUCCUGGUGAGAGAAGGGUUAAUAUAUUGUCUUGUUUCUGCUGCUGUUUGUGUUAUUCCGCCAUCUUUACUCAUUUCCUAUAUCUCCGCCCAGUUGGCCCCCAGCUAGAAGCCCCGCCCUCCUGUCCUUGUGGCCCUAUUCCUGUUAUGUCUUUACCUCUAAUAUGUCAGGUUCUUCUUCUCCUUCUGGUUCUCUCCCCGCGGUGUCCACAUGUCUCCCCGGCCGCCGCCAUCUUGUAGAAGGAGGUUUAUGGAGAACUGGGCCGACUCCUCUGUGGAUCCAGGCUCUAUGGUGGGGACGGGCUGCACCUCAAUAGGUUUCUCCAAUCCAGGAUCCUCUGCUGAUAUCUUCUAUAUAAGAGAAUUCUCCUGGAUGACCCAUCAACCAUGGAGAGAGACAGGAACAAGAUGGCCGACAGGAUCAUAAACCUCACCCUACAGAUACUCUUCCGGCUUACUGGAGAGGAUUACACAAUAGUGAAGAAGUCCUCUAGUGGGCGCUGUCGGGCCCCUGUGUGUGAACGAUGGGGAAGAACCCUGAGCCCAAUCCCGGGGCCCCCACCUCACUCCCUGAUACAUGAGGAAAUGGAUGAACAGAAGAUCCUAGAACUCAUCAACAAGAUGAUGGAGCUGCUGACUGGAGAGGUUCCUAUAAGGUGUCAGGACGUGGCGGUCUAUUUCUCCAUGGAGGAGUGGGAGUAUUUAGAAGGACACAAGGAUCAGUACAAGGAUCAGGUGAUGAUGGAGGAUCAGCAGCCCCUCACAUCACCAGUCAGAUCCAGUAAGAGAACAGCACCAGAGAGGUGUCCCCGUCCUCUUCUUCCACAGGAUGAUCAGGGUGAAGAUCCGAACAAUAUUAGUGCUCCAGGGACAGAUGUGAGCAGUGAUGAGCAGUAUAAGGAGGACAUUCAUACAGGGAAAGAUCUGAACAAUAUUAAUGCUACAGACGUAAAGGAAGAAGAAGAGACUGAUGUGAGCGGUGAUGAGCAGUAUAAGGAGGACAUUCCUACAGAGAAAGAUCUGAACAAUAUUAAUUCAACAGAUGUAAAGGAAGAAGAAGAAGAGACUGAUGUGAGCGGUGAUGAGCAGUAUAAGGAGGACAUUCCAACCAGGAAAGAUCUGAUCUUUAGUAAUGCUACAGACAUAAAGGAAGAAGAGACAGAUGUGAGCGGUGAUGAGCAGUAUAAGGAGGACAUUCCUACAGGUAACCACCCAGAUUCUUGUAGCAGGAGAUCAGAGGAGAAUCUUAUAUCUUCAGAUUAUAAAGCAGAUGAUGAUAUCACACAAGAUACAUAUGAAGAACAUUCCAUUAUCCCAGAUACACCCUCAGCCCUUCACAGACAAGAUCUGUCAUCUCAUCCUUAUAUACAGGUCCUGUCUUCUCAGUCAUCACAGAAAGGUCACAGAAGGGGUGUUGGACAUCAACAAGCUCAUACAGGAAAGAAAUCAUAUUCAUGCUCAGAAUGUGGUAAAUUUUUUCCUUUUAAAUCAGGUCUUGUUGUACAUCAAAGAACUCACACAGGAGAGAAGCCAUUUUCAUGUUCAGAAUGUGGGAAAUGUUUUACUUUUAAAUCAAGUCUUGUUCAACAUCAAAGAACUCACACAGGGGAGGAGCCAUUUUUAUGUGCAGAGUGUGGAAAAUGUUUUACUGAGAAAUCAAUUCUUGUUAAUCAUCAAAGAACUCACACAGGGGAGAAGCCAUUUUCAUGUGCAGAAUGUGGGAAAUGUUUUACUGACAAAUCAAGUCUUUUUAAUCAUCAAAGAACUCACACAGGGGAGAAGCCAUUUUCAUGUGCUGAGUGUGGGAAAUGUUUUACUAAGAAAUCAAAUCUUGUUAAUCAUCAAAGAACUCAUACAGGGGAGAAGCCAUUUUCAUGUGCAGUGUGUGGAAAAUGUUUUACUGAGAAAUCAAGUCUUGUUAAACAUAAACGAACUCACACAGGGGAGAAACGAUUUUCAUGUGCAGAGUGUGGGAAAUGUUUUACUGAGAAAUCAAGUCUUGUUAAUCAUCAAAGAACUCAUACAGGGGAGAAGCCUUUUUCAUGUGCAGAGUGUGGAAAAUGUUUUACUGAGAAAUCAAAUCUUGUCAAUCAUCAAAGAACUCACACAGGGGAGAAGCCGUUUUCAUGCGCAGUGUGUGGAAAAUGUUUUACUGAGAGAUCUAAUCUUGUUAAACAUGAAAGAUCUCACACAGGGGAGAAGCCAUUUUCAUGUGCAGAAUGUGGGAAAUGUUUUACUCAGCAAUCACAUCUUGUUAAACAUCAAAGAAGUCACAAAGGUGAGAAGCCAUUUUCAUGUUCAGAAUGUGGAAAAUGUUAUGCUGAGAAAUCAGGUCUUGUUAAACAUCAAAGAACUCACACAGGAGAGAAGCCCUUUUCAUGCUCAGAAUGUAGAAUAUGUUUUACUCAGCAAUCACAUCUUGUUACACAUGAAAGAACUCACAAAGGAGAGAAGCUAUUUUGAUAUUCAGAAUGUGGAAAAUGUUAAACUGAGAAAUCAGUUGUGUAUAUGUAGGGGGCUCAGCUGGUAUAAUCAAUGUAUGGGGUGCAAACAGAAUGUAAACCGUACUAUAUCAAUGUUCCAAUUUGAGGGGUGUCAGACAUUUCAGUUUAUAGCAACCUCUGGCCAGCAAUCCUUUUAUAAAUAUUAACAAAAUUGAUGUCAUGUAUUUUCUUUUUUAUUUAUACGACAUUCUUGAUUUUACAUUGUAUAUAGAUCAUAUGAUUUUCUAGGCACCUACAUUUGAGGAGCCAUCUAUCCCCUGUAGUAGAAUAAUAUCCUUUAGCAACCGAUAAAUAUUCUAAAAUAUUUAGUUGCCUCCCUGGUAUCUACAAGAACCAUUGUGAUUAUAUGUAUAAUGUUAAUUAUAAAAAGUUGUACAUAAAUGAUCCUGUGGUUUUAGUACAGAAUAGGUUUCCACAUGUACACGUUUAUAUUUACGCUCUUGUUGACUAUAAUGUAGUUGUUUAGGAUGUCAUUCUUUGAAUGAUUUUUGUGGUAUGGUUAUAUAUAUACCUUUUUAUAUAUGCACGUUUUAUAUGCAUGCACUUAUUUAAUAUAAUGGAAUUUAUGGAGUGAUUAUUAUGGUGGUUAUUUAUUGUUAUGUAUGGAUGCAGUACUUAAGUAUUAAUUGUAUUAUACUAGGAUUUGGGGGUGUAUGUGUGUUUAAGGUACUUAUAUUCGUUCAACUCAUACUUUGAUUGUAUAUACUUACAUUGAGUACAACUUUUCCCCUAACAGAGAUGGCCGCGAUCUCUUUGAGCGCAAGCGUAUAUUGUAUUCGGCUGGAAUAGUAACACAUACUAUUUGCGCGUGCGCUUGCGCCUGUUGUCCUUUGGAGCGCAUGCGCGAAGGAUCAACUGUGAGAUAUAUGUGCUUGCGCCCGUGGUAACACAAGGCGCAUGCGCUGUAGUGACAUCCUUAAUAAGACUGGCCAGAUAAUGACCAGCACAGAGUGAUCACGGCAUCUAUGACUAAAUCAUGGGUGGACCUACGCGCGGUCACGUGACAUUGUGCGAUCUACUUUACUAUUUAUAAUUUUCACUGUGGGUAAUGGUUACGGUGUUGUAAGGUUGAAGCAUUAUUUAUACACUAUUUCCAGGAGGAUAAUAAACUUGUUUAAGGGUAUUUUGAGGUACUGACCAGAGUUGAUGUCAUGUGACCUAACAGGAACUAAACGCAUGCACCGGAAGACAUUGAUACACGUGUUAUGCGUGAGGGGGGGGGAUGGUCUGUGCAUCGGUUCUUCAGCUGCAACUCAUCUACACACAUACAAAAGGUGGGUUAUUCUGCUAGGACAUCACUUCCCUGAGGAAGUUGCCGUGAGCAACGAAACGCGUGGGUUCAUGUGGAGUGCGCGCUGAUUUUUUUUUGUACCUACCGCACUGCACUGACUGAUCUUCAUCCAGGUUUUCUUGUCUUAUAGGAUGGAAUCUGUGCGUACUCUAGUAGCUUAUACCUAGGCACUGGUCACUUUAUUAUUGUUCUUUGGAUAUUACAUAAUCCUGAAUAUAGGUACAAGGUUGCUAGGGGUCAUACAUAUAUUAUUGUUUGACAGCAAUGUCAUUAGUUUUUUUGUAUUCUGUUACAUCUGCCGUGCUCCAGGAGGGAGAGCGUCUGGCCUCCUCCAGUGUUUGCCUGUGGGGUCCCUUGUUUAGGGAACUUUUAAUUGUGUUUAGAUGUUUUGUAUGUAAUGGUUACCUUUUAAUAAAGCAUGUCAU